UGGUUUGAUGGUGAACUCAAAACGCCAAGCAGCUCUGAUGGUCAGCACAGGUCACAAGAUACCUUUCUUAUGACAUGGCAAAACUGUUGCAGAAUGAUCUGAGUCUAAAUCUGUGUUGGGUAGACGACAUAAACUGUUGGCAGCAUGGCUGAAGCAAUGGAGGUGUGUUUCCUUGCAUCCGGUGAGACACUGUCGCUGGAUGCAGAUGAGUUUCAGGGUACAGCAAAGCUUCUGAAGCAAUCCUUUGUUGCCCCGGAGUUGAUGUUCCCACAGGCAGCAAGCCCGUUAUACGCAGCUCAGAGUGGUCAUCAUGAUGUGCUUUGCUGUCUGCUGGAAGCCGGAGCUCGGACAGAUCUGGUUUUUGAGUGUUGGAGCAACGCCAUUUCACGUCGCUGCACAAAACCGGCCAGUCAUAGUCCGCACUCUGCUUGAGUCAGGAGCUGAAAAGAAGGCCACGGACUGCGGGGAAUCGCCACUCUUCGUCGCAUGUCAGCGGGGCCAUCUCGACGUGGUGCGCUGUUUGCUUGACUAUGGCGCUGACAAAGAUCAGGCAAGGGACACUGGCGCAACGCCGUUGUUCAUUGCAUCUGAAAGGACACAUAUUGACACUAUCCGCUUACUGCUUGAAGUCGAUGCAAACAUGAAUCAGCCCAGGACGGCCGAAGGAGGCCAUCUAGAGGGUGUGCGCUUGCUAAUCGCAGCUGGGGCUGAAAAAGAUUUGGGCAAGGUUCGCAACAACCCAAAGGGCCACAGGACCAGGGACCAAUGGACCCAAGGGACCAAAAAACGCGAGAGUGGGUCAACACUUUUGCAUAGUGCCCAAGCGGGUCACGUGGGCAUUGCCCGCUUGCUGCUUGAAGCGGGUGCCCACAAGGAUCAGACCAUGGAUUGGGGUGCGACACCGUUCUAUGUGGCAGCUUAUCAAGGCCAUUUAGAGGUGGUCUGCCUGCUGAUUGAGUCUGGUGCUGACAGGACCAUAACCAGGAUCAACAGCACAACUGCUCUGGAUGUAGCAUAGCAAAGUUGCCACACGGAAAUCGCUUGCUUCCUGUCCGAGCUGGAAAAA
Messenger RNA from Cladocopium goreaui, 1066 nucleotides. The record is from the annotation of a GenBank genome assembly. NCBI's taxonomy places the organism in Eukaryota, Dinophyceae, Suessiales, Symbiodiniaceae.